Messenger RNA from Cottoperca gobio, 1278 nucleotides. RefSeq lists its product as uncharacterized. The record is from RefSeq and is a predicted model, not a curated record. Lineage: Eukaryota; Metazoa; Chordata; Actinopteri; Perciformes; Bovichtidae. The coding region runs from base 95 to 832 and encodes 245 amino acids. The transcript has 2 exons.
UAGGUUAUGUGCUUGCUUAGAUAGAGGUUGAACAUUAGAAACCUUAAAGCAGAAAGUCCUGAAACAUAAGUUGUUGUGGAUAUUAUCGGCCAUCAUGGCUUCGACUCCCUCCACCUCUGCCUUGUCUGCUGUUCUCCGGUGUCGGGGAAAUAUCUGGACCAGGAAUCCGCCGACCAAGCGGCCUGCCGCCUCGGCGUGCAGCCUCGGGCUGGCCGGCGUCUCGCCAGCAGAGCGCGCCCAGUCAAACCAGGCAUCAGCGUGGGAGGCUUUUCUCCAAGGAGACCGUGUUCUGGUGGGAAGAAGAGUGACUGUGGCGUACAAAUCGCCCCGGGUGGAAAUUAUUAAAUUAUGUCAACCAAAAUGUUUGCAAUCCUCAAGGGACACGCGCUCAGAUAUGCCUGGUGUCCAAAACGCGCUGGUGCGUCAGCUGUUACGCAGCCUGUCAGCUAACCUGCCUGGAAUAGACAAAUGUUCUCAAAUAAUUCAAAAGAUUAAACACGAAACAUGUGCUAUACACAUUUGUAAAAUAGUAUGUGUUCAGGAAAUCAAUACAUUUCCAGUUGGUGUUUUAAAAGUGUCCAUAACGUCCUCAUGUUUGGUGGAACAUUCAGGACAAAUACCUUCUUUCGUGUUAACUGGCUGGUCAACACUGAAGAGUACCUGCUUAUCUUUGACUGCUCUAGUGUCAGGAUUUAUGUUUUUGAAGCUGGCGCUGUUGUGGAGGUCCAGCAGCAUCCCCGAUGAUGCGCUUCAGCAUCAAAACAUCAAAAAUAAUGCCCUGCAGGCAAAUGGACAACCUCCUCCAAGGUCAACUCCGGCUCUGGACAAAUGAUCCCAGAGGACAGACCUGACUGAGAGUCCAAGGCCUCAGCACCAAAAAUACACACUAUGAUCUAACCUUAUUUACUGACUUUUACUUGGCUUUCACAAUGCACAGAGCACAUGUGGACUUCAACCCAGUGACAUGAAAACAACUGAUUGUUUUUAGAGCAUUUUUAUUUUUGCUUUAAGGAAAAGCAAGCAAUGCUGUAACAAGAAAUACAAAGUAUAGUAUAUUAAAGUGUAUACAAAGUACAUGUAGUGAAAGGUCAAACUCCUCUAUAAUACUUUUAUACUUUCCAUCUGUUUUAAGGACACUCGCAUUGUUUGUAGUACAUUUUACUUGAAGUAUUGGAGGCCUGCUGCUGGAUAUAAUAAAUAUUCAAAUAUAAUAAUAUUUUUUUGGUGUAUGAUUUGCACCAAAAGCUUAUUUUACAAACAUGGAUAUUAUAUUUUGGA